CAGCGCUCCGCCCGCCGGGGCCAGGCCGGGCCGAGCCGGGGCGGCGGGGAGCCGAGGACAAAGCUGGGCUGAUGUGAGAAACCUGCAGGCGUUUCGGUGCCGGAGUCAGCGGCUGGAGCGGGGACACCGGGGUGCUGGCCCCAGCGGCCCCCCGACACCGUCCCACCCCGGAUCCAGUGCUCCCACAACCGCCGCAGCCCCCCACACGUCGCCGAUACUGGUGGCCACCGGAGACCGGAGCUAGAGACAUACUCCAGGGCUGAUGCUACCAAAACUGAAUCAACGGCUUAUUACUGUGCAAUCCAGGCGCACCCAUCCUCCCCUCGAGCACCCUCUGUCCCCGCAGGGCACGGAGCCAUGAAGCUGAAUGAGCGCAGCCUGGCUUUUUAUGCCACCUGCGAUUCCCCGGCCGACAACGCUGGCUUCCUCUACAAGCGUGGCGAGCGGCACACGGCGUACCAUCGCCGCUGGUUCGUGCUGAAGGGCAACAUGCUCUUCUACUUCGAGGAACGGGAGAGCCGGGAGCCGGUGGGAGUCAUCGUGCUGGAGGGUUGCACCGUGGAGCUCUGCGAUUCGGCCGAGGAAUUCGCCUUCGCCAUCCGCUUCGGCGGCACCAAGUCCCGCACCUACGUGCUGGCGGCGGAGAGCCAAGCUGCCAUGGAGUCGUGGGUGAAGUCGCUCUCGCGGGCCAGCUUCGACUACAUGCGCUUGGUGGUGAGGGAGCUGGAGAAGCAGCUGGAGGAGAUGCGCUGGGGGCCAGCCGGGGGGGGCGGGGGCAGCAAGGGGUCACCCAGCUCCUGGAAGCCGAAGCCCUCGGGGCUGGAGCAGUCGCCGGGGCAGCUGCCGGCUCUGCCCACCAUCUCGCCGAAGGAGAACGGCUGCGCGGUGUGGAACAACGUGCCGGGAGCGGACCGGCCCCCCGAGAGCGAGGGGAACCCACGGCCGCCGCCGGUGCCGCCACGCAGGUGGGCGUCGAGCAGCGAGGCGGGCAGCGCCGCGGCAGCUGCAACGGAGAGCCCGUCCACCUUCUGCCAGCUCCACCAACGGUACGGCUGGGAGGUGGCCCGGCUGCGGCAGGACUGGCUGGAGAGGCGGCGUGGCCCCCGGCCCUGAGAGGUGACCAAGCCCUGGGGACCUGCCGGGACCUGUGACAGGGAGGAGGUGAUCAUUUGUGGUGCCGCCUUGGCUCCCUCCUCACUCUGGGAUGCGCAGGCCUGUCCGUGGCGGUGAUGGAUACCUGCUGAUGGUGUCACCAAGGGCUCAGCACCGAGGGACACCGGUGCUGCUCUGUCAUGGUGAAAUGCCAGCCUGGCCACGGGUGGCAGCUGGACUCAGUGUGCCACCAGCCAAGCAUGAAACCCCCGGGGUCUCAGGGAUGCCCCAGGCAUCUCGUGCCAGGCAGCAGGUGCACCCCUCCGGCCGUGCCUGGGCGUGGGUGCAAGGUGGCCCACCCAUCGCAACCAAGCUACGAACCACUGAUGCCUCCUGGGACUUGACUGCUGCACUGGGCCUGGUGGGGAGUCUUGAUGCUCUUGCAGCGGCAUCAUGCACCGGCAGUGCUUUUGGGGGAGGAUUUUGGUGGGUUCUCGCCCACCUGAGCCCCUGUGUGUGUUGUUUCACAGCCAGGGAGUCUGCUACUGCCUUCCCCUCCCUGCCUGGCACAAGCGACUGGCUGAGGUCGGCUGAGCUCUGACAGAUCCCUCUGCUCCAGCAGGAUGUGGUUUGAAAAUGAAAAUAUCAGCGAGGACAGACCUUCCUUAACGGCAGCAGCACUGCACGCCCCAGCUGCCCGGGGAGCUGGUGACACCCGGCUCUGGGCGUUUCGCAUGGGGCGAUCGCUGCUCGCAGCCCGGCCGGUGAACCCGUGGUGGGGACAGACCCGAGGGAAACGCAGCAGCUGUGGGCACUGCCUUGCUGAGCAGAUAUUUUGGGGCAGGGCACCAUCCACAGUCCAGCUCGCUAAGGGGAAGCAUCGCUCGCGGUGACGAAUGGGAACGUAUGUGUCAGCAGUGGAGGGUGUCGAAUGAUUCAUGUGCCAAAUGGGAGCAAAGCUGGUGUCUCGUGCUGGUGUUUCUCUUUUCCCCAAUGUUUUAUAUCAGUGCUAAAGCUGCUGGGUCGGAGGUGGGGUGACCCACCCUGGGUCUGGAGGGAGCAGUCAGGGUGCCCCAGGUUUGGAUUGGGUGGCUCUGGCUCCCUUUGCCCCCUUGGGAAAGGCACAAGAUUUUGCUACAAUAAAAGUUGCUUCAGAAAUUC
Tyto alba (common barn owl) is the source of this 2253-nucleotide messenger RNA. It is a transcript of the gene PHETA1, whose product is annotated as PH domain containing endocytic trafficking adaptor 1. Gene Ontology annotation, cellular component: recycling endosome; trans-Golgi network; early endosome. Bases 358 to 1113 code for a protein of 251 amino acids. The transcript has 3 exons. NCBI's taxonomy places the organism in Eukaryota, Metazoa, Chordata, Aves, Strigiformes, Tytonidae. Gene Ontology annotation, biological process: retrograde transport, endosome to Golgi; endosome organization; receptor recycling. The record is from RefSeq and is a predicted model, not a curated record.